Messenger RNA from Ascochyta rabiei, 267 nucleotides. RefSeq lists its product as uncharacterized. NCBI's taxonomy places the organism in Eukaryota, Fungi, Ascomycota, Dothideomycetes, Pleosporales, Didymellaceae. The record is from RefSeq and is a predicted model, not a curated record. Bases 1 to 267 code for a protein of 88 amino acids. The transcript has a single exon.
AUGAAGUUCGCCGCAGCAACCACCCUGUUCUUGGCAACCCUCGCCCUCGCCAGCCCAGCACCAGCACCCGGUCCUGCUGUCCCCGAGACCAUUCCAGAAUUCCGUGCAGCGCUGACCCAUCUCGACGCCCGGGCCAGCAAGCCCAAGGGCAGCAGCGGGAGCAGCAACACGACUAACUCUGCCGCCGUGUCUGUCUCGGCGAGCGGGGCGCUGCAGCUUGUGGUGCUGGGGAUGGGUGUUGUGGAGGCUGUCAGGCUGUGGAGUUGA